Molecule: messenger RNA, 1722 nt
Organism: Rubroshorea leprosula
Lineage: Eukaryota; Viridiplantae; Streptophyta; Magnoliopsida; Malvales; Dipterocarpaceae
Source: the annotation of a GenBank genome assembly
UUCUUUCUCUCUCCUUAGGCUCAUAAUGAGGAAGACAAUGGUGGGUUAUGAACAAUGAAGAAGAAGAGGAAGAGUAUUUUGUGCUUGUUCCAUGGCUUGCCAUUGUGGUUCCUAUGCCUUCUCUCCCUUUCCACUCAGAAACUUUUGUUCCAACAACAGAGGUUUCAAGUUUUCAACAAGAUUUAGACCAGUUCAAGUUUCUUUAAUAAGAAGAGACCCAUAUAGCAAUACCCUUGUUUCUGAGGCUGCUAGGCUUUUGGGUCCUCCAGCAAGUUUUGAGGCUUCAAAGCUGGAAGUUAUAUUCAAGGGAGAGGGGAUAAAAAGCUAUUCGAGAGUAGUCCCUAGAACCUACAUCCUUUCCCAUUGUGAUUUUACAGCUAAUUUAACCUUGACCAUCUCCAGUGUCAUCAACCUUGAGCAGUUGAAAGGGUGGUAUAGCAAGGAUGAUGUGGUUGCCGAGUGGAAAAGGGUGAAGGAGGAUAUGUUUCUUGUUGUACAUUGCUAUGUGAGUGGCCCUAAUCUUCUGCCAGACCUUGCUGCUGAGUUUAGAUACCACAUAUUCUCCAAGGAAUUACCUUUGGUAAGUUUUUCUUCCACAAUGCUACAUUAAACAGAAUUGAGAAUAAUAAGACUCUGGAUUUGACGUGUUUGGCAUGGAGCAUGGUGCCAUGGUCACUUUUGGGAUGCAGAAUGGAUCUUCUCCACCAUUUAGCUAUUGAACAAGAAAAAAAAAAAGGGAAAAUCUGUUACUCUACUCUCAUGAUGCCAUAUUCGGUUGCAACAAUGGUGUUGGCUGAGUGACUAAUACUUAUCAAAUUUGGUGCUGAUGCAAGCCAGGUACUUAAAGCUGUGCUCCAUGGAGAUUCUGUCCUUUUCAAAGAGCAUCCUGAGCUCAUGGAUGCUUUAGUUUGGGUUUACUUCCAUUCUAACUCAUUAAAGUACAAUCGCAUGGAAUGUUGGGGGCCACUCAAGGAUGCUAAAGAGGGAAGAUUCAGUGAUCAAGCUCAAGGUUUCUUGACAGCAGAUAAGGAGAGUUCCCAUCCUCCUGACAAGUGGCAUUGGCCAAAAUCAAUCCUCCAUGCUCUGUUUACCUUCCUUCUUUGAAUUGCAUCAACAGAAAAGGCAACCUUCAUUACUGCAACAAUAACUGGUUGACAAAAACACUUAAAGCUCGAUCUUGAUACUCAGAAGCUGGAGCCUCUGGUUGCCUAGACAAGGGUUGUAUUCAGUUCUUUUUGCAUAUUAGUGCAUUAGUUGAAUUGAAAACAAAGAUUCAUGAUUCUUCUGCAACUGAGAACAUUUGUUCAUUUGUUAACCAAUGGCUGUUGUCUUCAUUGCUUUGUAAAUCAUCAAUAACAUUCAAGCAUCUUUUUAAGUUUCUCACAUGUAAACUGGAAAUGUCAAGCAUUUAUAUAUUGAUAGACAAAAGUCACACAGGCACCGUGUAUGAAAGUCACUGUUACAGCCAGCCUAGCAUCUUUUGAGAUAUAUUUUUCUACAAAGAAGAAACUUCUGAACAUUGAUGAAGCUGACCGAAUAUAGGAAGAAUUAGAAGAAGUUGUCAAGGGAAAAAUGUGUGCCUUUUGGUUCAAGAAAUUGAAACUUGCUAGCCAAGACAUCUCCUAUCACCUUCGCUGCAGUUAACAUGAAAUGGGAAGCACUUAGGAAAAUGUUUUUAAGUUGUUAAAAGUUUAAGUUUUUAAGUUGAAGAUUUCAAAUUUA